UGUGCAAGCAACCCCAGUGGAAAUGAUAAAGUAGAGAGAAUGAGUAAAAGUAGGGAGUGUAACAGAGACAAAAUAGAAGAGGAAGACAGCAUUCUCAAAGAAUACAAACGUCGACUCAUUUCUAUUUUGCAAUACACAGGAACAAGGAAGUGGGGUCUAAGGUGGUAGUUAAGACUAGCACAUGAACCUCUAACUGAAGGGAAUAUAAUCACAACAACACAUGAAAAAGGUAAACCUGCUGGUAAAGAAAGACAGAAAACGAGUGAUUUCAGAAUGGGAAAAGACAACGGUGAUGCACGGAAGUUUGACCCAACUUUCAAAGGACCCAUUCACAACCGGGGCUGCACAGAUGUUCUCUGUUGUAUCCUGUUUGUUGUGGCCAUAAUAGGCUACUUUGCAGUGGGAAUCCUGGCCUGGUCUCAGGGGGACCCCAGGAAAGUAAUUUACCCCACUGACAGCACUGGGCAGUUCUGCGGACAGGCUGGGACCCCCCUGGAGAAGAAGCCCUUCCUGUUCUACUUCAACAUCCUGAAGUGCGCCAGUCCUCUGGUGCUGCUGGAGUUCCAAUGUCCCACCACUCAGCUGUGUGUGGAGAGCUGUCCCACCAAAUACACCACAUUGAUGAAAGCCUCCAAGAACAAAGGGGACCUGGAUUACUACGCACGGUUCUGUAAGGAGGGAGCGAACCUCACCGGAAUGUCUGUUCCGCAGAUACUGAGAGACGGACUGUGUCCUUCCGUCCUUGUGUCCAGCAAACCAUUCGGUCGGCGGUGUCUUCCGGCCCUAAGCACCCUGAAAGGUGGGGUCGUCGUCGUUGGCAACCAGACCACUUUUGACGAUGGGCGUGGGACAAUGGUGAACGCCACAGAUUUCCUGGACGCAUCGAAAAAGUCCAAUAUGGUUGUUGAGGCUCGCCAGGUGGCUAUGAAGAUCUUUGAGGACUACACGGUCUCCUGGUACUGGAUCCUGAUAGGUCUGGUGAUCGCCAUGGUGGUCAGUCUCAUCUUCAUCAUCCUCCUGCGCUACCUGGCCGGCAUCAUGAUCUGGGUUAUGAUCAUAAUGGUGAUCCUGGUCAUCGGAUAUGGGAUCUUCCAUUGUGCCAUGGAGUACCGCAGUCUGAGUGGAGAGCCGGGUGCUGAUGUCACCAUCCGAGACCUGGGUCUGCAGACUGACUUCUCUGUUUACCUGCAGAUCAGACAGACCUGGCUGGCUUUCAUAAUCAUCCUGUCCAUUGUGGAGGUGAUCAUCAUCCUGCUCCUCAUCUUCCUCAGGAAGAGGAUCCUCAUAGCCAUCGCCCUCAUCAAGGAGGCCAGCAGGGCUGUUGGCCAUGUAAUGUCAUCACUGUUCUACCCUCUGUUGACCUUCGCCCUCUUGGCCCUGGUCAUCGCUUACUGGGCCAUCACCGCUGUGUUCUUAUCCACGUCCAAUACACAGGUGUACAAAGUCUUCAACUCCUCUGAGUGUGAGUACUCCAGAGACACCUGUGAUCCCAAGACGUUCAACACGACCAACGUCACAGCCCAGUGCCCUGACGCCGAGUGCCUGUUUGCCUUCUACGGCGGGGAGACCCGCUACCACCAAUACCUCAUCGUGUUGCAGUUCUACAACGUCUUCCUGUUCUUCUGGUGCGCCAACUUCGUGACGGCGCUGGGACAGGUGACCCUGGCCGGGGCCUUCGCGUCCUACUACUGGGCCUUCAAGAAGCCCGACGACAUCCCGGCCAGCCCUGUCUUCUCCUCCCUCGGCCGAGCCCUCAGAUACCACACUGGCUCCCUGGCUUUUGGCUCCCUCAUCCUGUCUCUGGUUCAGGUCAUCAGAGUCCUGCUGGAAUAUCUGGACCAGAAGCUGAAAGCUGCCCAAAACGGCUGUGCCAAGUUCCUGCUCAGCUGUCUUAAGUGCUGCUUCUGGUGCCUGGAGAAAUUCAUCAAGUUCCUGAACCGAAAUGCCUAUAUCAUGGUGGCGAUCUAUGGUAAAAGCUUCUGUACUUCAGCCAAAGACGCCUUUUUCCUUCUCAUGAGGAAUAUCGUCCGAGUGGCUGUCUUGGACAAGGUGACUGACUUCCUACUGUUUUUGGGGAAGCUCCUUAUCGUUGGAAUUGUGGGAAUCUUUUCUUUCUUCUUCUUCUCUGGGAGAAUCAAAGCCGUGGAGCAGGCCGCUCCAUCUCUGAACUACUACUGGGUGCCCAUUCUGACGGUUGUGGUGGGCUCCUACCUCAUUGCCCAUGGAUUCUUCAGUGUCUACGCCAUGUGCGUUGACACACUCUUCCUCUGCUUCUGUGAAGACCUGGAGAGAAACGACGGCACCCCAGAAAGGCCAUACUUCAUGUCUCUGGAGCUUCAUGAAAUACUCUCCAAAACCAAAAUGGCAGAGGAAGAGGAAAGAGAUGUUACAGAACAGCGUGAUGCUCAAGAAAGUGAGCAAAGGCAGUUGGAUGAAAUUCGCCUGGAGGAAGAAGUGCCACUGAAAGAGCAAGAUGAAGCGAUCCCACUAAAACAUCAAGAUGUGCUCAAAACGGGCAACGAAGAGAAUCAACCACUUAAGGAGGCUGAAGUGGAAGUGGAGAAGGAAGAGAAGGAGCCAGGAAUGAACGGACUAGAAGGCAAGGAACCCGGAAUGAACGGACUAGAAGACAUGGAACCCGGAAUGAACGGACUAGAAGACAAGGAACCCGGAAUGAACGGACUAGAAGACAAGGAACCAGUGAAAGAAAUGGAAUCAAAGGAUAAGCCUGAAGAGAAGGAUAACCUGAAGGCUGAAAAGGAAGAAAUGGAGGAGAAGAAACCUUAAGUCAGAACCUAAAGAAGACCUUACUAAAACACAUUAAGAUUAGUAGUUACUUGUUAGGGAGAGAAAGUUUGGAGAAUGUUAUUUCUUGGGCCAUUAGUUUUUCCUGUUUUGGUCAAGAUCAAACUAAAUAUAAUGUGUGGUAUGCAAGCAGUAUACCUGUUACUAACAACACACAUGUCCGUCUUAACAUAGAAAUACCUGGUUUUAGUGAGGUCCUUCUGUGAAUGGAAAAGUGUAUCAAAAUCCCAGUGCAUCUCUGUAGCCUGAAAAUAUGACUAUGUUAAUGUAUUGAUUGUUAAUUUAUGUUGGUUUAAUUUGAGAUCGUUUUUUUUUUUAGUGUCUGUAACUGUAUGCUGAACUGGUGCCUAAUCAUGAACACAUUUUAUUAUUGUUUUAUUUUUGCCCUCCCCCCCCUUUCCAAUUUCUUAAUGUCCAGCUCUCGCGGGCAUCUCCCAGUGGGUUCGGGAGAGUCAAAAAUCAAGAUGCGUCCUCCUAUUCCUAACUCACCAAGCUGUUUUGCUUCUUAUAACACUGUUUUGUGUUUGUAUUUGCCGGAACCUAUACCCCUGUAGGAGAGCGCAUUCUCCAGCCAGCAACCAUGAUUGAACUUGCAGUUACCCAACCUGACACAGGGAGGUGCUAGAGCUUGAAGAGGCAUCCAAGCCAGCGCGGUGCUGAGCCAAGAUGCGGUGUCCUCUGACCAACCUCUGUGCACUGCUGAAAUGUUUUGAUUACCACUCGUGGCUACAAUAAUGCAUCGAAGGUGCAAUUGACUUGGUUGACUUUAAUAUUUGUCUUAAUUAAUUGAUUAAUGAGUGAAUGCACUACAAAUCCACUAUACCAUGUUUACAGUCUAAACAAAAAACUAAACUAAGAGUGAAAAUGGACAAUGUUUACAUUGAUACCAGCUGACGCCAAAUGGUAGUAGUCCUUUGAUAUGGACAUUGAGUUUUGAUGGAAUUAACGUGUAUGUACAGUUAAAGUAUGUCGUUUAUUUUGCUUAUUA
This is a messenger RNA of Esox lucius (northern pike), 3793 nucleotides long. It is a transcript of the gene slc44a2, whose product is annotated as solute carrier family 44 member 2. The transcript has 20 exons. Gene Ontology annotation, molecular function: choline transmembrane transporter activity. The record is from RefSeq and is a predicted model, not a curated record. Gene Ontology annotation, cellular component: membrane. Lineage: Eukaryota; Metazoa; Chordata; Actinopteri; Esociformes; Esocidae. The coding region runs from base 274 to 2787 and encodes 837 amino acids. Gene Ontology annotation, biological process: choline transport; transmembrane transport.